Molecule: messenger RNA, 369 nt
Organism: Haemonchus placei
Lineage: Eukaryota; Metazoa; Nematoda; Chromadorea; Rhabditida; Trichostrongylidae
Source: the annotation of a GenBank genome assembly
AUGGAGAAGGUCAACUACGACUUCUACUCGAAUCUCCUCGACAGCACAUCCACCUGCUUACUCACCAUUUUCGGCGAGACGAAUAUAUCGCUCCAUCGGUUCUCCCUAGCGAACUCGACAUGCCAUCACGUCGAUGAAGGAUGGUUCCCAUGGAAUCAAACCAGAACAUAUCAAGUCUUUGUUGUCGUCAGAACUCUGGCUAAAUUCUUCACGCGGUACCUGUCGGAAUGCAUCGAAGUAUCACAGGAAUACAGGGUGCAGCUAUGCCUGACUUUCAUCAAUUUAAAGAAAGCGCUUAACAAUGUCGAGACAGAAACGGUAUUUGAAGCCAUAUGCAAUAGGUGGGGAUGCUCGCGAGCUCUACGAUAA